AUGUCUUCGUGGUUUUCUUAUUUCGGAUUCAGCAAAGGACCUCCUCUUGAAGAGGUGAAGGAGGAAUCCGAAGAAGACGAAACUCAAGUGCCUGAACAUUCUGUGCCUAAAACCGCCGAAGAAGAAUUGGCGGACGCAAUGAACCGGUUGUCUCCUGAGCAGCAGCAUCUGAUUCAAGAUGUUCUCAGACGGGCAGAAAAUUCUAGAAAAGAAGCAAAAAUAGUUGUGGAUGCAGAGAUGAUGAGGUCGAGAUAUAGGCAGAGAGAAUCUGUUGAAGGAUCACAAGAAAUUGAUCAUCGGUACUCGUUAGUGCAAAUGGACUCCAUACCAGAAAAUAUGGUAACAAAUGAGAUGGAAGAACGAGCGGCAUCUCAAAGAGAAUUGGCAAACGAAGUUCCAAGGAGUCCACGAAGUCCACGAAGUCCGAGAAGCCCGAAUAGCGUCAGACAACUACAUGAGAAACGUCCAUCCAUCACAGAAGCAACUACUGCAAAUCUUCGAAACCGAUUCCAAAAGAUGAAAUCUCAUUUAACAACAUGGUUCAAUUCACUUGAUUACGACGGUGAAUACACUUUCGUUUUUACGAGUAAGCCUGAGAAAUCAGAAACACUCGGGGAUCUCACAAUGCAAUAUAUUGAUGCUUUGAGCCAAGCUAUCAUAAUAUCAUCUCAUAUUGAAUACUCACAUUAUUUGUUAUCAUCGAAUCCACAGUUUCAUUUGAUGUGCACUCAAUUUUGCGAAUCAAUAUUUUGCCUGGCUUUUGAGGAAAUCACACAUCAAAUAAUCGAUGAAAAAGUUCGAGAAACUUUGAAUGAAUACUGUGGAAGGAUUGCUGAAGAAGCUUUGCAAUCUGCAUUCUUCACUAUGGUUUCAAAGACGUUAUCUAAAUCAGAAGAGUAA
Caenorhabditis briggsae is the source of this 900-nucleotide messenger RNA. Gene Ontology annotation, biological process: calcium-ion regulated exocytosis; regulation of dopamine secretion; cellular response to calcium ion. NCBI's taxonomy places the organism in Eukaryota, Metazoa, Nematoda, Chromadorea, Rhabditida, Rhabditidae. Bases 1 to 900 code for a protein of 299 amino acids. The transcript has 6 exons. The record is from RefSeq and is a predicted model, not a curated record. Gene Ontology annotation, molecular function: calcium-dependent phospholipid binding; clathrin binding; phosphatidylserine binding.